Molecule: messenger RNA, 7336 nt
Organism: Alexandromys fortis (reed vole)
Lineage: Eukaryota; Metazoa; Chordata; Mammalia; Rodentia; Cricetidae
Gene: Apbb2
Product: amyloid beta precursor protein binding family B member 2
Exons: 7
Coding region: 2785-3417 (210 amino acids)
Biological process (GO): regulation of DNA-templated transcription
Cellular component (GO): nucleus; cytoplasm
Molecular function (GO): transcription factor binding; amyloid-beta binding
Source: RefSeq, a predicted model, not a curated record
ACACAUAUAGUUUUUCAUGUAUGAGUUCUCUGCAUGUAUACCUGCAAGUCAGAAGAGGGCAUCAUAUCCUUUUAUAGAUGGUCGUAAGCCAUCAUGUGGUUGCUGGGAAUUGAACUCAGGAUCUCUAGAAGACAGGGGCUGGAGAGAUGGCUCAGUGGUUAAGAGCACUGGCUGCUCUUCCAAAGGACCCAGAUUCAAUUCCCAGCAUCUGCGUGGCAGCUCACAACUGUCUAUAGCUCCACCUCUAUGGGAUCCAGCACUCUGAUGAAAUCAUACAUGCCAGCAGAAAAGCAAUGCAUAUUAAAAUAAAAAGAUUUUUAAACUUAAAAAAGAUUGGCUUUGCUAGCAGGGCCGGGAGAGUGCAGAAGAACCUUAACCAAAGGCAACUAUGUUAUCCCAAGGAACAUCUAGAAAGUCUAAGAAACACCCCCUUCCUAGGUAAAUGCCUUUCCAGGAGAGAUAGUCCACCUCAGAUGCCACCUGAAGAUAUGAGGGUAAUAUGACUAUGACAUCUGUCAUCUCACUGGUCCCCAGUGUUGAUUCAGCUGAUCUGGCUGGGAGAUAAAUGUCCUCCUACUGCCUCACCGUCCCUCACGUCCCCUUCCAAAGCUUCAUGCUCCAUUGACGACGACCUUCUCCAGUAGAGAAGGACCAUCCUUCAGGAAAGAGUGUACAAAUAGCUGCAAGCCUCUGCUCGACCCUCCAGACAAGCCCUCGGGGUCAAAUGCUGCCCAGCCCAGCCUAACUGAGAGAGGAACCCCUCCCGUGACUGUGCUAACAGUUCCCGAGGUGCAGGCCAGUGCGUCCUGGUUAAAUGCCAUCUCACUUGAUCUCAUUUCUCCUGAAUGCCCCGAGCCAGGGUCGCUGCCCCUCUUCACUGAUGGGUGACCUAGGUCAGGAACAUGCUGUCUCAUGCAGUGUGCCCAGGGCAUGGGAGAUUGACAAAAAGAAGGUAAGUACCAUCCUGGAAGCUUCUGAUUCUGUCUACCUCAUUAGCCUGAACAGCCUUUCCAGGAAACGUGGGCUGUCUGAUCAUCUAAGAACCCAGAUCCCUUUGGCUCUGUUUUAAGCAAACUUAUUCAGCCUGGUGGGUUUGUCAUCUGAGAGACAGGCUAGGAGAGACCUGGAACCCCAAACCUAUGUUCACUGUGGGUUUGCUGUAUGACCUAGCCAAGUUCCUCAGACUCGCUGAACUUGUUUUUCCAUCUGUCCAAGAAUACUGUAAUAAUGGCUUCGUCAGGUUGCAGGUAGGGCCCGCACGAACCACAUGGGCUGCACAACACCAGAGCUCGGUGAAGGGUAGCUGUGGGUGUGUCACUGUAGUCAUAAGUGUGGGGUGUGUCACUGUAGUCAUAAGUGUUAGAGGUGUCACCUGUGCGGCUCUUGGCCCGUGUUGAUCACAGUGAUCUUCCCUGAAUAUGGAGGUAGCUAUGUAUGUUCUAUUGCAAAAUUAAUUCCUGCCUGUUGUAUAAUAGUCAAACAAAUAUGUUGAAUGAAAUCCUCUGUCACCUUUCCUCCAAGAGGAGAGUUUGGGUGCUGUGUUAUUUCAGCCCGUUUACGGUGCUAAUUUUCAAUGCACUCAAACCUUUCUCGUAGCUUUUCAUUUGAGACCUUGUAACUUCCACUUGGGUUUGUAGGCGUAGAUCCCAGUCCCCAUAUGGCAUAUGACACCUGUAUUAUUCUGAGGUGUAGUGGCUCCCUCUGCCUUUCUAGUUCACUGUCUGGCGUGCUCGAUUGCCUAUUAACUAUCAAUCACCCCGCAGAGCCCUAUUAGCCUGGUGACAAUGGCUGCAGGGCUGGUGUGCAGGUCCCUGUGGCUCCUGCAUCUCUUCUCCUCAUUGGCUUCGCUGUCUGGGACUCUGUAGAACACCUGUGUGUCACUUAGAGGACUGCCUUUGGGCCCUUUCAUACUAGCUUUGACAGUUUGAACAGAAAGGGGCAGAGGACUUGGUGAUAUCUUAGGGUCACCUGGCAACCCAGGGUAGCUCUGAGCAUGGAACUCAAAACGUGCUGUCCCCAGCCCAUCCCACCCCCAUCUGCUUCCAAUUCCUUUCCACAUCCUCCAAGAGGCACUUCUCUGUACCCGCACCUUUCUGUCACUUUUCUGUACCCGCAGCUCUUCUUGAUACUGCGCUGUACCCAAACCCUUGACGUUUUCCUCUCCCGUCUCUUUCCUUCCCCACCUCUGUCCUCCACCUUCUGCUCCGUGUCCCUCCCCAUUCAUUAAAACCCCUGGGUGUCGGGGUGCUGUGAAGCAGGUAAGGUUACAUCUGCCCCGUGGUUUCUGUAUGUUUUGUUGUUUUUUCUUUUUAAAUUGUGAGAAGCCAGGGGCUGGAGAAUGAAGAGAAGUUCCCUGCCAGUGUUUCCUGUGAGCAGUCUCCUGUAUUUGACUGUGAUAUUUUAAGCUUGGUUACCUCCCCCGGCUGCUCUGUUGCCUCUGUAGAUUCAGCUGGCAACUCUUGGCUUCACCGUAGCGUGGCUCGAAAUACACUCUUCUGGGUGAGAGGGUUCGGCUAAAAUAAGCACAGAGAGGCUAUUAAUGGCUGCAGAGUUGGGAAAUCCGGUGGGAUGCCGGCGCCGAGUGCUGCUGCUGUAGACUGGAUGCGGUAUGAAUGCUAACUUGCUGUUUCUGCUCUCCCCUCAUGCCUUCCUGGACUCAGAGAGAGGGAUUUUGCUUAUGUGGCAAGAGACAAAGACACGAGGAUUCUGAAGUGUCAUGUGUUUCGAUGUGACACACCAGCAAAAGCCAUCGCCACAAGUCUCCACGAAAUCUGUUCUAAGAUUAUGGCUGAACGGAAGAAUGCCAAAGCCCUGGCCUGCAGCUCCUUACAGGAAAGGAACAAUGUGAGUCUCGACGUCCCGUUGCAAGUAGAUUUUCCAACACCAAAGACGGAACUGGUGCAGAAGUUCCAUGUGCAGUACCUGGGCAUGUUACCCGUGGACAGACCUGUCGGCAUGGACACCCUGAACAGUGCCAUAGAAAGUCUGAUGACCUCAUCCAGCAAGGAGGAUUGGCCUUUGGUGAACAUGAACGUGGCCGAUGCCACAGUCACCGUCAUCAGCGAGAAGAGCGAAGAGGAAAUCUUGGUGGAGUGUCGAGUGCGGUUUCUGUCCUUCAUGGGUGUCGGGAAGGAUGUGCACACAUUUGCCUUCAUCAUGGACACUGGGAACCAGCGCUUUGAGUGCCACGUGUUCUGGUGUGAGCCGAAUGCCGCCAACGUGUCGGAAGCCGUCCAGGCUGCCUGCAUGUUGCGAUAUCAGAAGUGCUUGGUAGCCAGGCCACCUUCACAGAAAGUCCGACCUCCACCCCCGCCAGCGGACUCAGUGACCAGAAGAGUCACAACUAACGUAAAACGAGGGGUCUUAUCGCUCAUUGACACAUUGAAACAGAAACGUCCCGUCCCAGAAACGCCCUAGCAGCUCUGGGCUCCGGGAUUCUGUCACUUUUACCUGAAGAGCAAACGUCUACACUAAAGAAGCCGACAGCUGGCCUUCCAUUCAGUUGCUGAUGCUUUGUCUCCAGAGAAUUCAUCCUUAACCAAACAGUGUUAAGACAAGCAUGUGACCGCGUCUUGCCACCACCAUGUGCUAUGAAAAGAAGCAUGAGUUGUUUUUGUUUUCUGUUCCCGUAAGUUCCAUCAUGAGCAGUGGAAGGUCUUUUACUGUAAAUAUUGUGAGCAGGACUUCACACACUCUCCGAAGAAUGUGGCCGCACCCUUCCUAGAGAACUAAUGCUGCAUCCUUGGAGCGAAUGAUUCCCAGGUUCAUUUUCUGUCCUCUUGGUUGGAUCUGUCACAAGCAACCUUGGGGUCCCUUGGCACUUUGCCUUGUUUUCAGCUUUUAAAACAUUCAGACCCCGAGGGACAGAUACCAUUGAAUUCCUGUAAAAAGAACAUUUAGGUUUUAGUUUUUCAUAAAAGUGAACCUGUCGGUUGACAAAAACUGGCUGUUGGCAUCAGUGCAGACACUAACCAGCCACUUUCCUCAGCGAGCUCUCUGAUGCAUGGACACCCCUUCAUGUCUUUGGGGUGCUGGGAAAAGGAAAACUUUAAAAUUGAUAGAAAACUAAAUUUGAGGAAUUAAAAAUCAAGCAAGAAAAAUAGCCUUUCUUUUCAGAUGGUUUUCAAACUGGUUAUUUAAAAAGAGAGAGAGAUGAACAGAUUCAUACAUUUGGGAUGGGACAUAUUUCAAACUUCUGCCUUACAUUGUACAGUGCAGCUAGAGAAAUGAAGUAUGCUAUGGCCAUUCUCCACCCACACCCGAAAGUUAAAUAUUCCUACACUUUCCAUCCUUAGUUUGACGAGCUAAUAUGCAAUUUAGAGUUGAGGAAAUGUCAUUUUUAUCUCUGUCACACACUAUGAUUUUAGCUCUCACUGUGUGAUUCUUGUUAGUUCACAUCCUGGAGGUAAUGUCCUCCUAGGGUUCCCUAUCUGCCACAAGCUUUCGCUAUGCUUUUUGUUCAGAGAACUGUCUAGCCAUCAUACAGUGUCCAUGGCAACAAAUUUAAGUUGUACUUUCCUUGAACUUAUGUAUUUAAUGUUAGAAAUUUGGUAAGACUUGACUAGAUAUGUUUUAAAACUUCUAUUUUUCCAUUUUACUUUCAAAAGAUUUAAUUUUUUUCUUAUCUGAGCACAAUAUACACAGGAAUAAUGGAUUGUUUGAUAGCGUUCCCCAAAUAUCAUUUUCUUGCCUCUUUUUAUGUAGCUAAGAAACCUAACUAUAAAGAUACACAAAUUUAGACUCUUGUUGACAUUAUUUUAAAAGGAGGUUGCAAAGAUCAAUCUUAUAUUACUCUUGUUUACUUUUAAUGACAAAAUUAAUAUCGUUAUAAAAGUAAUGCUUUGUGUUUAUGCGCUGCUCUGCAGACGUCCACAGUUUUAUCACAGUCGAGCCUUACAAGGUAGAAAAGGUACCAAACUCAUUGAAGAAAUCAAAUACGCAGGGUUUUGUACCAAGAGGCUUAGUGGCCAAGGAUCUCACCCAAGUUCCUGAGAGCCAGAACCAGGACCACGUCUCCCAGCUUUUGCCACCUUAUGCCUCUUCCACACAGUCAUGAAGACCCUUCACAGGUGACUCUAGGUCCAUACACAGAACAGAUAAUGAAAAUACUAUCAGGCAAUUUCAGAACCCCCAAGUGUGUUAAGGAAAACGUCCAGUUAAUCUACACAGUGGCAUUUAUUGUUAAGACCAUUGUCCUUUCUCGGUCCAGGACUGUGUUCCUCAAACAUGUUGUAAAGGACACAUGUCUGUCCUCAGCAGCCUUCCUAAGCUGAGAUUUUCUAGAUAUUACAUCACUUGUGUAGAAACCUUCCCGACUGUGGCACUUUAGCAGCCACAGACUGCUGCGUUGAAGUGAGCAUGUUCCACCUGUGGGUCCCUCAGAAACCCAUGGCAUCAGAUGCAGAGAACCUGGACUGUUCUCUGGCGUCCACACACUACAAUAAAAGUGAUGUUCCUUGAGAAAAAAAAAAUGCACUAAUACUUGGUGCCAACUUGCAUACUAGCUGAAGUAACUAGUGCCAUCUGAGAGAUUUCUGAGUUAAGAAAACCUUAUUGUGCGCAGAGAUAAACUGUCCAGAAUCCAGUUAUGGUCUCUCAUUUUGAGCUCCAUGGUGAAAUGUUUUAGUGCGCUCCACUUCAAACUCUAAAGUAAUCCCUGUUUCUAUAGGACGUCUCCAUCCAAACCCUGUUCGUCUUUAAGACCUACAUUUGUUUGUUUUCAGGAUCAAGAAUACUGAGCUAGCUUUAAGUAGCAAACUGAUUUAUAUAUGCAAUUUUAGGACUCAGUAAGAGGAAUGAUAGCCUUUACACAGGGAAAAAAAAAACUCUUACUGCGGCUGUUUUGUUUUGAAAAUAGCUUUGCCUACUAAAUGCAGGUUGAUUUUUGUAAAAUGAAUUAUGUUAAACAGUGUAUUCAGACAACUUUCUGCCAUGGCCAAAAAGUAUGUAUGAAAGUAUGUUCGCAUUUGUUAGUGAAAGGAUGCCAGUGUUUUACCUGAGAUCUUAGUGACUUUGGUUAUCUAUGCAUUCUUUAGAUCCGGGAUUCGGGAACAGGCAGCCGUGUUCACUAAGCCUUGUGUGUCUUAGCAUUUUUUUAAUUAACUUGUUAAAUACAGCUUAAAAUAUUUUUAUUUUAUUUAUUCUAUUUUUACUGAACUAUGGCGCAUUAUUGUGUUAAUGUAUUCUCUUUCCCGGGUGUAACGUCAGUUACCUGGGUCUAAUUAAUCUCAGUGAACUACAUCACCUACAAGGUGGUUUUGUAGUGAUUUGUAGUCACGUUUUUAUUGGAAUAUGUAGAAGCAAGGGCAGAAUGCUUAAAGUUCCUUUUAUUUUUUAAAAGCAACUAGGUAGGAGUGCUCUGCCCACCUUCCCUGUGCUCCGGGGCAGCAUCACCGUGGUAGCCAACAUGCCUAUGGCUAAGACCAUGUCUUCGUAGAUAGACUAAGGCACUGUGCGGUGCUUUGUUUUUAUAUCCUUCACAACUUGCGUGACGUCAUCAAAGAGCUACACAUCCAUCCAUGUGCCCUUCGUUCCCACCUGGAUUCAGGAUCACCCAUGGCUAAUUGGAACCAUUGUUUCAUUUGUUUGUCUGUCUGUCUCACCGCAUGGACACUAGACCCAUUUCCAUUAAAACAAAUUCUUGGUGAUGUAACUGUUGGCACUACUAUUUUUUUUUAAUACACAUUAGACAUUUAAGAAGGACACAGAACAAACCACUCAGAACAGGACCACUUACGUGUAGCCCCAAAGUUUCCCUUACUCUAGGGCACACUCCCUGUAUGAGCAUUGCAACGCAAGAUUUCACAAACCAUGUGGGGAAAUGUCUCCCUAACAUUAGCACAAUUUAAUCAAGCCAAAAGCUCUCAAGUUGGCCGGGUUUAACCUAACCUCCUCACAUCCGACAUGCUCACAGCCAGUAAGAAAGCAAUUGAACUUGUUUCGGCAUACUGGGGGUGUGGCUCAGUGGUAGAGCGCUUGCCUAAGAUGUGCCCGGCUCUGAGUUUUAAGCCUUGGAACCAUGAAGGGGGGGGGGGGGUUGCACUUCAAGGCAAAGAUCUUUGCUUGCACCAGCUGUGAGAGCAUUGCCAGGCAGCCGCAUCAGCUGCUUCCUCCUAAAAGGACGUCUUGUUUUCUUUUUGAUGCCUUUUUCUGUUGACCACGUUUGCACAUUUAAAUGUAAGAUGUUGUGAGAAUAAAUGUAGCUGCGUACGAGGUUUGACUCGUUUCUCUGCCAGCACGGCCACUUAUAUAAGAAACAGAUGCAAACCUAGUGUCUCUACAGUCGUUAUUUUAUUUUUGUAUUAUUCUUACUUCAAAUUAAACUUUUUAAAAAUCA